AUUGAAUCUAAUUGUUUUGUGUUAUUAGUGGAAGUAGUAAAUUAUUUAGUUUUAAUUAUUUGUGUUUUAGUUGGAGUAGCUUUUGUAACUUUAUUAGAACGAAAAAUUUUAGGAUAUAUUCAAAUUCGUAAAGGCCCAAAUAAAGUAGGUUAUAUGGGAUUGUUCCAACCAUUUUCUGAUGCUGUGAAACUUUUUAGUAAGGAACAGACUAUACCAAUUAUAUCAAAUUUUAUUAUUUAUUAUUUUUGUCCUAUUUUUAGGUUAUUUUUAUCAUUAUUAGUUUGAAGAGUUUUGCCGUAUGAUGUAGGACUAGUAAGAUUUAAUAUGAGAAUUCUAUUUUUUUUUUGUUGUUUAGGUAUAGGGGUUUAUAGUGUUAUAGUAGCAGGUUGGGCAUCAAAUUGUAAGUAUUCUUUAUUAGGUAGGUUACGAAAAGUGGCCCAAACUAUUUCUUAUGAGGUAAGGUUGGCUUUAAUUUUGCUAUCAUUUAUUGUGCUAUUAGGAGGAUUUAGUUUAGAAUUAUUUAAUAAGUAUCAAAAUUAUAUCUGAUUUAUAUUUUUAUCUUUACCUUUAAGAUUAAUUUGGUUUGCUUCUUGUUUAGCGGAAACUAAUCGAACACCUUUUGAUUUUGCAGAAGGUGAGUCUGAGUUAGUUUCAGGAUUUAAUACAGAAUAUAGGAGAGGGGGAUUUGCUCUAAUUUUUAUGGCAGAAUAUUCUAGAAUUCUCUUUAUGAGAGUUCUUUUUGUUGUUGUGUUCUUAGGGAGAAAUCCUUGUAGUUUAGUAUUUUAUCUAAAAUCAAUAUUCUUAGCAUUUGUUUUUGUAUGAGUUCGAGGUACUUUACCUCGGUUACGAUAUGAUAAAUUAAUAUAUUUAGCUUGAAAGAGUUUUUUACCAGUUUCUAUUAAUUAUUUAUUUUUUUUUAUUGGGGUAAAAUCUUUAUGUUUUGUUCUUAAUUUAUAA
Scylla paramamosain (green mud crab) is the source of this 957-nucleotide messenger RNA. Lineage: Eukaryota; Metazoa; Arthropoda; Malacostraca; Decapoda; Portunidae. The record is from the annotation of a RefSeq genome assembly.